Cylicocyclus nassatus is the source of this 3643-nucleotide messenger RNA. The record is from the annotation of a GenBank genome assembly. Lineage: Eukaryota; Metazoa; Nematoda; Chromadorea; Rhabditida; Strongylidae.
AUGCGAAGUAAAGUACCCAAGUUUAGGCUCGAUAACUAAUAGCAAUGGAUUUACAUCAGUUCAACGAAUUGAUUACGCGCAUGCAAUCACCCGACAAUGAGCAGAGAAGCCAAGCUGAAUCGAUAUAUCAUGAGAUGGAAAUACGCUCAGUGACCGUAUUGUUGUAUACGCUCUACGUACAACAAGAUGCAGCUCCAGAAAAUCGACUAAUGUCACUUAUUCUACUCAGGCGGCUUCUACAAAAUCAAUGGGAUGAGUUCAAAGAAGGCCUUGGUGAUAACUCAGAAGCUUUUUUCCAACAGCUACUGCAUGGCUUUGCUAACGAGACCGACUUCGGGUUCCGAAAAAAGAUGUUAAUGGUUAUAGCAGAAGUGGCGCGUAAUACUAUAGAUGAAGACACGGGUAAACAAAAAUGGCUUGGCAUAAUUCAGCUUCUAAAACACUGUAUGGGUAGCGACAAAUCUGAAGAUCUCCUUUGCGUCGCUCUAGUGCUUGAAUCUGUACCAAACGUAUUUGGCUCCGAUUCUGAUCAGUAUAUCGGUGAUAUAAAGAAGUGCUUCUCCGUUCUUUUCAAGGAUUCAAACUCAACUGUUCGCUCAGAUGCUCUUAGGUGCUUUGUAACUUAUGUAAUCGAAAAUGACGAUGAUGAGCGUUUGAUUAAAGAAAUGUCACCCUUAAUGCAUCAAGUCGUGGAGGUCUGCCGUUAUACUUGUGUCAACGAAGACGGUGGAGAUGAUGCGCCGCUGCAGUGCCUGGCCGAGUUAGAGUCUGUUGCUCCUAAGCUUGUCAAUCCACAUAUGGCUGAGAUUUUGGAGAUGUGUGUUGGAUGCGUCCUCAAUACUGAAAAGGACGAGGCUUUCCGCCAUUCCGCUACAGAAGUUCUGGCGACUAUCUGCGAGUGCUCAACGGCUGUGCUCAAGAAGCGUCAUGCUGCCACCAUUCCUUUCAUAUUAAAAGCUGUGCUCCUGCUUAUGACUCAUUUGACAACUGAGCUGGACGAAUGGCUGGAGGUUGAUGACAUUGAUGCUGAAGACGACGAAGAAUCCGUAGCUGUAGGAGAGUCCGCUCUUGACAGAAUAUCUUGUGCUGUUAAUGGAAAAGCUUUGCUUGGUCCAUUCCUUAGCCUAACAGACAAAAUGCGCCAUUCUGAGGAUUGGCGAGAGCGUCAUGUAGCUCUUAUGGGUUUCUCGGUCAUAGGUGAAGGAUGCCAAAGAACAAUGGAGCCUCAUAUUCAAGAUUACCUUCGCGAAAUCGUACCUUUCCUAAAUGACAAGCAUCCCCGUGUUCGUUAUGCUGCAUGUAAUGCUAUAGGGCAAAUGUCGUCGGAUUUCGCUCCAACGUUGCAAAAGAAGUGUCAUGAGAUGGUGGUUCCAGCAUUGAUGAAUACAAUGAUGGAUGCUUCAUGCGAUCGCGUUUCUGCUCAUGCAGCUGCUGCCCUCAUCAAUUUUUGCGAAGACUGUCCUAAGCAGAUCAUUUCUGCUUAUCUUCCGGCCAUAAUGACUGGCUUAGAACAGUCUUUGGGGGUUGCAUUCCAGCGGCUUCAGAAUGCUGGAAAAAAGCUAUGUUGCGAGCAGAUUACAACGGCAAUCGCAUCCGUGGCUGAUGCAGCGCAAGAUUUAUUCAUUGACUUCUACGAUCGUCUUGUUCCUCAGCUCAAGUUCAUACUCGUGAAUUCUACCGGCGACGACUAUAAGGUCCUCCGAGGAAAGACGUUGGAGUCGCUUUCUUUGAUCGGAGUAGCCGUUGGAAAGGAGAAAUUCCGAGAUGAUGCGCUUGCUAUCAUGAACUUGCUGAAGGAUCAAAUGCCAACUUUGAGUUCCGAUGAUCCUCAGUGUUCGUAUAUGAUUUGCAGCUGGACACGUAUCUGCAAGGUCCUUGGUAAGGAGUUCGCCCCGUACUUGCCUCUCAUAAUGGGAACUGUUCUCCAAACUGCAUCUUAUAAACCGGAAGUGGCUGUGGUUGAUGAGGACCAGGCACAGAAGAAUGAUCCAGCCUGGUCGUACCACUCUGUAGGUGACAACAAAAGCUUUGGAAUUCGUACAGCUGGACUCGACGAGAAAGCCGAUUCUUGCGCUAUGCUGGUUUGCUAUGCUAGGGAUCUAGAAGAGGAGUUUAUUCCUUACGUUGACGAAGUUGCGAAACUUUGCAUGGACAAUCUACGUUUCUUGUUCGUAGACAGCGUGCGGUGCUCCGCUGCUGAAACACUUCCAUGGUUGUUGAAGUGUGUCAAGAGUCAGGGAGUAGAAGCAAUGCGUCGUUUAUGGGUGGAGUUCUUCCCUGUUUUGUGUACAGCUCUAGAUAGCGAGAACGAACCCGAAGUCAUGGAAAGCUUUAUUGACUCCAUUGCCGAAUGUGUUUUGCAACUCGGUGCAGGGGGUCUUACAAAGGAAGACGUCGAAAAGAUCACCUCUGUGAUUUCUGAUCAACUCAAAGCGCAUGAAGAUAGGCGACUAGAAGCCGAAGCCGAGGAAGUUGAAGAGGAUGCCGAUGUCGAUGAGCUGAGAGAGAAACUUACGGACGAGGCGGAGAUGGAAGGUGAAGUGCUGGCUCGAAUCUCGGAUCUCAUACAUAACAUGUUCGAGACAUUUGGAGAGGCGUUCUUCGAUUGUGUAGAGCCGUUAUUACCUAGUUUCGUACAGCUGAUCGAUUUUCAUCGCGCAUAUCCAUCGCGGCAGUAUGGUGUUUGCUACAUCGAUGACUGUAUCGAGUUCGCGCCAAGGAGGUGUGCGAAAUAUCAAGAACAGUUCGUACCUCUUAUGCUCAAAUGUCUUGCGGACGAUUAUCCCGAAGUUCGUCAAGCGGCUGCAUAUGGGUUUGGAGUGAUGGGUAUGGUUGGCGGAGCAGAAUACCUGAACACAGUAACACACGCCUUAGAACCUCUUGCUGCUAUGGUGAACAGUCCGGAAGCGCGUCUUACAGAGGAGAGUUCUGGUGCUACAGACAACGGCAUCGCGGCGGUAGCGAAAAUUUUGAAAUAUUCCGGUGCCAAUAUAGAUAUUACUCAGGUGGUCCCUGCCUUCUUGUCUUGGUUGCCUACCCAUGAAGACGUGACGGAAGCGCCUCAUAUCUAUGGUUAUCUUGCUGACCUUAUCGAGUCCAAUCAUCCCGCUGUACUUGGUGAUAAUAAUAGUAAUUUACCACGGAUCGUAUAUAUAAUUGUGUCAGCAUUUCUCCUCGAAGCUUUUCCACAAACUGAUGAAGGUAACGCAGUUGCUCAACGGCUACAACACAUACUCAAGGUGCUCCAUAACAACACGGAAAUGUUUGAAGCUGUUGUUCAAGCAGCCAAUCUUGACGAAAAAAGAACCGAAACCUUGCGUGGCCUCAUCUCGUGAUAAUUUCAUCGUGUUUUUCGUUUGUUGUCACUUCAAUAGCGAAGCUAUAUGUCAAUUGUUGUUGUUGAUUGACGUAACACGUCAAUACGAACUUACUAUGUCUAUGCUCUCGGUUUUUGACAAUUGUUCCUAUUCGUUGAGACAUCGUGUUGUGAGCGAUGUCCUAGUGCCUCGUAAGUACGCAAAUCCACCAAUACAAAGACUCAAGUGAAGAAUUAGAUCAUCUUCAUUUGUACUCUGUAGACUUCGAAGGAGCAUCCCGAGUGCCUUUAGAUGGCAAAGAUCAAGCGAUUUUGACACGCAAAGAC